AUGGCUGCCACCAACUACAAGUUCGAAGGCUGGAUGGGCCUGGACCCGUCCGCCAUCAACGGCAACAUGGUCUGGCAGGAGUUUGAGCCCAAGCCGUGGGAGGAGACCGACGUGGACAUCAAGAUCUCGCACUGCGGUAUCUGCGGCAGUGACCUGCACACCCUGCGCAGCGGAUGGGGCCCCACCAACUACCCCUGCUGCGUCGGCCACGAGAUCGUCGGCACGGCCGUCCGUGUCGGUUCCCAGGUCAAGGACAUCAAGGUCGGGGACCGUGUCGGCGUCGGCGCGCAGAACGAGUCCUGCCUGGGCCGCAAGGGUGACUGCGAAGCCUGCGCCUCCGGUCUGGAACAAUACUGCCCCAACUUGAUGUGCGGCACCUACAACAGCACGCAUAUGAACGGCGGCAAGUCCUACGGCGGGUACGCCCUCUACCACCGCUCGCCCGCCCACUUCGUCAUCAAGAUCCCCGACGCCAUCUCCCUCGCCGAGGCCGCCCCCAUGAUGUGCGGCGGUAUCACGACGUACUCGCCCCUGCGCCACUUCGGCUGCGGGCCCGGCAAGAGCGUCGGCAUCAUCGGUGUGGGUGGUCUCGGCCACUUCGGCAUCAUGUUCGCGAAGGCGCUGGGCGCCGACAAGGUCGUCGCUAUUUCGCGCAAGGACAACAAGCGCGAGGACGCGCUGAAGCUGGGCGCUGAUUUGUACAUUGCCACGGACGACGAGGCCGACUGGGCUAAGAACCAUGCUCGCUCGCUUGAUCUGAUCGUGUCGACCGUCUCUUCCUCGAAGAUGCCCCUCAUCGAUUACAUGUCCCUCCUCAAGACCGACGGCAGCUUCGUCCAGCUGGGUGCCCCCGAGGACGGCGCGCUGUCCAUCCCGGCCGCGGCGCUGAUCUUCAAGAGGAUCAAGUUCAGCGGCUCUCUGAUCGGCAGCCCCAGCGAGAUCCGCGAGAUGCUCGAGCUCGCCGCCGAGAAGAAGGUGCACCCGUGGAUCGAGGAGGUGCCGAUGAAGGAAGCCAACAAGGCUAUCCAGGAUAUGGAUGCAGGCAAGGCCCGGUACCGCUAUGUGCUCACCAACGAGCAGUAG
This is a messenger RNA of Aspergillus terreus NIH2624, 1083 nucleotides long. RefSeq names its product NAD(P)-dependent alcohol dehydrogenase. Gene Ontology annotation, biological process: alcohol metabolic process. Lineage: Eukaryota; Fungi; Ascomycota; Eurotiomycetes; Eurotiales; Aspergillaceae. The transcript is spliced from 3 exons. Gene Ontology annotation, molecular function: zinc ion binding; alcohol dehydrogenase (NADP+) activity. Bases 1 to 1083 code for a protein of 360 amino acids. The record is from RefSeq and is a predicted model, not a curated record.